AUGAAUCAUUCUACUUCCUCAACCUCCAUGGCCUCCUCAACCUCCCACAACCUCCUCCUCGGCCCUCACAACCUCUUCGUCAACCUCCCACAACUUCCUCCUCGGCCCUCACAACCUCUUCGUCAACCUCCCACAACCUCCUCCUCGCCCUCACAACCUCCUCGUCAACCUCCCACAACUUCCUCCUCGGCCCUCACAACCUCUUCGUCAACCUCCAGAACCUCCUCCUCGGCCAUCACAACCUCUUCGUCAACCUCCCACAACCUCCUCCUCGCCCUCACAACCUCUUCGUUAACCUCCCACAACCUCCUCCUCGCCCUCACAACCUCUUCGUCAACCUCCCACAACCUCCUCCUCGCCCUCACAACCUCCUCGUCAACCUCCCACAACCUCUUCGUCAACCUCCCACAACCUCUUCGUCAACCUCCCACAACCUCCUCCUCGCCCUCACAACCUCUUCGUCAACCUCCCACAACCUCCUCCUCGGCCCUCACAACCUCCUCGUCAACCUCCCACAACCUCUUCGUCAACCUCCCACAACCUCUUCGUCAACCUCCCACAACCUCCUCCUGGGCCCUCACAACCUCUUCGUCAGCCUCCAGAACCUCCACCUCGGCCAUCACAACCUCUUCGUCAACCUCCCACAACCUCCUCCUCGCCAUCACAGCCUCUUCGUUAACCUCCCACAACCUCCUUCUCGGCCCUCACAACCUCUUCGUCAACCUCCAGAACCUCUUCCCCAUCCAUCUCAACCUACACCACCUCCUCCGAUCCUACAGCCACUUCCUCGACCUCUGCAGUCUCCUUCUCGACCUCUAA
Molecule: messenger RNA, 819 nt
Organism: Eriocheir sinensis (Chinese mitten crab)
Lineage: Eukaryota; Metazoa; Arthropoda; Malacostraca; Decapoda; Varunidae
Exons: 1
Coding region: 1-819 (272 amino acids)
Source: RefSeq, a predicted model, not a curated record